This is a messenger RNA of Amborella trichopoda, 3325 nucleotides long. RefSeq names its product GDA1/CD39 nucleoside phosphatase family protein. Gene Ontology annotation, molecular function: nucleoside diphosphate phosphatase activity. The record is from RefSeq and is a predicted model, not a curated record. Gene Ontology annotation, cellular component: membrane. Gene Ontology annotation, biological process: nucleoside diphosphate catabolic process. Lineage: Eukaryota; Viridiplantae; Streptophyta; Magnoliopsida; Amborellales; Amborellaceae.
GGUGGGAAUAGUACUCUUCUUCUGACAGUGAAAACCAAAAUCCGUAGCAGACAAGUGGGAAAGCAAAAGCAAGGUCAAGGAUUUUAUUUUCUCUGUAGCGAGCGCAGAUUGAUCAUCACAUCAGGCUUCAAUCCCCAAUCGAACCACUCAACAGAUGAUGUCUCGCUGAGUAUCUCUUUCGUGAUCCAAUGCAACUUCACGUCAUUUCUCUCUCCGUCUAAUACCCCAACCCUAAAGCAGCGUUCUCUCUCCCUGAACUCAAAUAUCUCUGUGAGUUUCAAAUCAGUCCCAAAUCCCAAUCUCUCUCUCUCACCCACCAUAAACCCCCCAAAUUAGACCUUUAACAAGUCAACACUCGAGGGGGUUGAACAAUCAGGGGCAGGCUAAUCACCUUUUGUUGCUGGCAGAUUUGUGCCUCUAUAGUUAACAGGAAGAUACCAGUCUACAGGGUGCUGCUAUGCUGGUUUACCAAUUUCGCAAGAAAAGUUGACAUGGAUCAUUAAAAUGCGCCAUGUUACACUGGAUCUUGCACUGGCAUUGUCUUAGUGUAAGGUUAUGAAACAUCCAAAAUGGUUUUUGGGAGACUUGCUGCAAUUUUUGCUGCAUCACGGAGUCAUGGUACAACUCAAAGUUCUCCAACUGGUAAUUCAGUUUCCUCUGGUACAUUGCCAAAACCAAAUCUAAGCUAUAGGCAAGGAUUGGGAAAUUAUGAAAAGAAAGGCAAUUUGCGGCUUUCAUCGUCUCUUCAGGAUCUGUCUACGUAUCAAAAGCUUGAUCUUGAAGAAGGUGGUCUGAUUCUCGGAAGUGAUAUAGGUUCAACACAUGCCAAACUUAGGCCCGUUCCUUUAUUACAAGAAAAUGCUGGAUCAAGCUUUUCUAAGGAAAAAGGCUUUCCAUCAUCACCAGUUAAACGGAAAAGAUGGGUGCGUACAGCAUUAGUAUUUGUUGCCCUGUUGGUGUUUUUCCUGUGCUACUAUGUAGGUUUUAGACAUUUUAGACCUUACUGGACUUCAGAAGGAUCGCAGUUUUCCAUUGUGUUUGAUUGUGGAAGUACUGGGACUCGGGUUUAUGUGUACGAGUGGUUACUUGAUAACAGAAAAGGCCGAGAAAGUUUACCCAUGGUGUUGAGAUCUUUACCUGAAGGCCGCCAUAGAAAAUCCAGUCCACAGAAUGGCCGUGCCUAUCACCGAAUGGAAACUGAACCUGGUUUUGAUAAGCUUGUACACAAUGAGUCUGGUUUGAGAGCUGCCAUAAAUCCUCUUCUUCAGUGGGCUGAGAAGAAAAUACCAAGACAUGCCCAUCAGAGCACUCCUAUCUUCGUUUAUGCUACAGCUGGACUCCGAAGGUUGCCAAGUUCUGAUUCAGAAUGGGUUUUGGAUAAGGUACGGUCCAUUUUGGAAGAAUCGUCAUUCUUGUAUCAAGAUAAGUGGGUUAAGAUUAUCAAUGGCAUGGAGGAAGCUUACUUUGGAUGGAUAGCCCUAAACUAUCACAUGAAUACUUUAAGUUAUUCACCCACUAAAGCAACUUACGGUUCACUUGAUUUGGGUGGUUCUUCUUUGCAAGUUACUUUUGAGACACAGGAAGUUGGCCAAUAUGGAACCAGUUUGAACUUGAGUAUUGGAGCGGUGCAGCACCGUCUUACUGCAUAUUCUCUUCCUGGGUAUGGUUUGAAUGAUGCCUUUGACAAGUCUGUUGUUCUUCUCCUGAAGAAGCUAUCUGGACCAAUGGAGAUGAAGCUAAAUAAUGGCAUAUUACAGCUUAAACAUCCUUGCUUGCAGACUGGUUAUAAAGAGAAAUACAUGUGUUCUCAGUGUGGAUCCUUAAACCAAGAUGGAAGCCCCGUGAUUGGAGUCAGAACCACUGGAAAAGAAGGUCCUGCCACAGUUAUUGAGUUACUGGGUGCUCCUCAAUGGGAAGAAUGCAGUGCCCUUGCAAAAUCAACAGUUAAUUUGUCAGAGUGGUCAGACUUGGGUUCUGGAAUUAACUGCAAAUUGAAGCCUUGUGCUCUGAGUGAUAAAUUUCCUCAACCCCGUGGAGAGUUCUAUGCCAUGUCAGGUUUUUUUGUGGUAUUUCGCUUUUUUAACUUGACUUCAGAAGCGACUCUUGACCAAGUAGUACAGAAGGGUCAAGAAUUUUGUGGAAAAGCAUGGGAAGUUGCUAAGUAUAGUGUUGCUCCACAACCUUUCAUUGAGCAGUACUGUUUUCGGGCACCAUAUAUUGUCUCACUCUUGAGAGAAGGCUUGCACAUAAAGGAUGACAGAGUCGUUGUUGGCUCUGGUAGUAUAACCUGGACACUUGGAGUUGCUUUAUUGGAAGCGGGGGAGAUAUUAUCAAGCAGGAUGCAGCUGCAAGGCUAUCCAGUACUUCAUAUGAAGUUAAACACAGGAAUUCUUAUUGUGAUGCUGAUUAUUUCACUGGUAGUUGUAGUUUUCAUCAUUUUUAGCACUGUUUCCAAGACCUGGUCUCCAAGAUUUUGCAGUAGGUCAUAUUUGCCACUUUUCAGACAUCAUAGUACAGGUGUAAAUGUUUUCAAGAUUCCUCCUUUUAGCUUUCAAUGGUGGAGUCCUCUGAGUUCAGGCAUUCCCGCUGGGAGAGCUGAUGGAAGAGUGAAGACACCCCUCAGUCCCACAGUUGGUGGUGGCUCUGGCUUGAGGCCAUUUGGCAUGGCACAUGGCCUUGGGAGCAGCAGUGACAUUCAGAUGUUUCAGUCUUCACCGCACUCAUCAAGUGGAGUUGUGCACAGCUUUUCUUUGGGCAGUAUAGGGCAGAUGCUUCAUGAUAGUAGCGGUGGUGGGUCCUUCUGGACGCCUAAUAGGAGCCAGAUGCGGCUUCAGAGCAGAAGAUCACAGUCAAGAGAAGACCUCAAUUCUUCAUUGGCUGAGGCCCACAUGGUGAAGGUGUAGUAGGUUGUCUCUGCAUUGCACAGGUAUAUUCUUUCACUACCUUCCUCUGUUUCCAAAUUGUAAAAUUUAAAAAUGAAGCAGAGGUGCAAAUUUUGCUGUUCAUAAGAUUUGGGAUGGCUAUCAUCAUUCUUUCUGUAUUACGUGGUUCUCCAGCAAUAUAAAUCGGCCCAAUAUCAUCUUCAUCCUUAUAGUUGAUUUACAUGCCUUCUGGGUUUGUUUUGUUUUCCCUCGGUCUAGUAUUCUCUUUUAUUUCUCUUAUUUUAAACAACUGUACUUGAGCUCCAAAUGGUAGGUUUACAGCAAUAUCUGUAAAUACGAGCUUCUGGUGCCUCGUAAAUAUGGGGACCUUUGCCUCUUCUUUUCUCCCUCCUUUCCAACUCUGAUGUUUUUAAUUUGUAGUUUCCCUUUGCUUCUGUCUUGAA